GGCAUUCGCCGUGUAAAGGGCGCUGUGAUUAUGACAAGCAGUUCACUGACACGCUGUAUGCACUGACGAGGAAGUUUCUGUGAUCAAGGCUUUACAAUGGGGGUAGGCUCUGGCGGUGGAUGGAAAAUACUAACAGGGGUAUUUGUUUGUUCAUCUCUCAUUCUCCUCUAUCUGUGGAUAAGAGAACUUGAAAUCAACAACCGACAGAAAUUCAAAGAUGGUGCUGAUUCCAAGGGUAAUGGACCCUACCCAGUAUGUGGACAAACUAGCAGCAGCACAAGCGGCACCACCAGCAGCACCAGCAACAUCAUUAACACAACUGAAGCAGCGAAUCCUGGGUUGUACGAUGACUUGACCGUGAUUGAACUCAGGGCCAUCCAGAACUACAUGUAUGGACUCACAAACAUGACCAUUGUCAGGCCAUCAACGGCUACCGUGAGGAACAGCUACAUCUUCGCAUCAGACCUCCAUCCACCAAGGAAAGCAGAAGCUUUGGCAUAUAUGGCUGGCAGAGGUCCUAGGCCAGACAGAAAUGCUCGACUAGUUGUCUUCAGGGGAGAUGCAAGUCCCCCCGUUGUAGAGGAAUACAUAGUUGGACCCCUACCUAACCCUACAAGACAUGUGCUGUAUACGAACUCACGCCGUAAGAAUCCCGUUCCAUAUGCCUACAGACCUCUGGGAGAAGUUGAAUAUAAUUCUUUUUAUGACAAUAUGUUUCGAGAGAUUGACAGCACAUUGAGUCUUCUUUUGAGAGAAAGCUACGGAGGAACGUUUACCGCCUGUGAGAAUACAUGCCUUACUUUUUAUGCUGUCCCAAUUGGAAGUCGGAUCGUGCAGCAGCCUGUGCGUAAGAUGUGGGUCAUCGCCAGCCACUCUGUGGAAUACUUUACUCUCAACAACCUUGAUCUCAUAUUUCUCUUUAAUAUUAAUUCAGCUAACUCAUCUGUCCGUGUCGAGAAAGUCCUUUACGCCGGUAGGGAGUAUCCAAGUCUUGAUAAUCUCGCCCUGCAGUACAAUACCACAUCCAUACCAAAAACCAGAAUACCGUUUCCCAGAGAUGACAGGAAUCUGUUCUCUUCAAUGAACAGAAGAGGUGCACCAGUUCCCAGAGAGCCAAAAAGGGCUCCAAGAAUGGUCGAACCAGAUGGUAAGCGAUACUCUUUGAAACAUCGCAGUGUUGAAUACAUGCAGUGGAAAUUCGACUUCAGAAUGUCCACCCUGUCUGGACCACAACUAUACAAUAUCCGAUUCAAUGAUGAAAGAAUUGCCUAUGAAAUCGGAAUGCAAGAAAUAGCAGUCUACUAUGGAGCCCAUAACCCAGCUGUCCAAGCUGGUGAUUUCAUCGACAGUGGUGUUUUGCUUGGCACCCACUCCCAGUCUCUUGUUCCAGGAGCUGACUGUCCCGAAACAAGCACAUUCAUUAAUGCUGCCUACAUUGGCGAAGGCGCAAGUGAUGAACCUGUGGUUCUGGAGAAGGCUUUCUGUCUGUUCGAGUUGAAUAGUGGUGUACCCCUCAGACGCCAUCUCUCCUAUUCUAAAUUUCAAGGUGCUUUCUACUCUGGAAUGACAGACAACGUUCUGAUUCUCCGGAGUAUUUUGACGAUAGACAACUAUGAUUACGUUACUGACUUCAUAUUUCAUCAGAGUGGAGCUCUGGAGGUUCGCGUGAUGUCCACAGGGUAUAUUUUCGCAGCUUUCCACACACCAGAAGAGGCUCCAUAUGGCUUUAAACUACAAGACAACAUCUUUGGACCUAUCCAUCACCACAUGUUCCUCUUCAAGGCAGAUAUUGACAUUAAUGGAACCAGCAACAGAUAUGAGACCCUGGACAUCUCGGCAGAAGAAGUCCGAAACGAGCAGACGACAAAUGACCCAAGCUCAAGGUACAACCAGAUUCGAUUUGACAGGAGGCUGAAAGAGACGGAGAUGGCCGCUGCCUACAAGUUUAACUUCGAUAACCCUAUGUACCAUGUGAUACACAAUGAGCAACGAAACAGCAGCCAAGGAGAGCUAAAGGCAUACAGGAUUCAACUGAGUGGGAUGGCCAAACAGCUCCUGCCUGAGGAUCAGGGGAAUGAGAUCCUCGUCUCCUGGGCUCGUCACCAGUUGCUGGUCACACAGUUCAAGGAGGAUGAGCGAGACGGAAGUUCUCCGUAUGGUUUGUUCGACAGCUUGGAUCCUACCGUCAACUUUACGUCAUUUCUGGCUGAUGAUGAGAGUAUCGUUGACCAGGACCUCGUGCUCUGGAUCCCAAUGGGUGCCCAUCACAUUCCACACACCGAGGACCUUCCUGUCACCCCUACAGCUGGCUCUCAUAUGGGCUUCACUCUCCUUCCGUACAACUACUUCCCAGAAUGCCCCUCUUCUCAGUCACGUGACUCUGUUAGAGUCGAGUAUAAGGAUCAGAGUCAACCAUCAGCUGGCCUUCGGGUUGAGAGAUACGGAACCCCGGGAAAGACACAGUGUGUGGCCCAGUCACCGGACUAUGACCAGCAAGUGUCUGAUCGACCAUCGUCAGUACUACAAUACCCGUAAAGAAACAGCAGUAAUGUUUUAACUGAAAUUAUCGGAAAUAAGGACUUAUAUCUUCAGGAAGUUUAUUGUAUAAAAACAUUAAUUAUAUAUUCAGCAAUGCAUAGAACAACCGUUUUACCAGGAUACAAUUUCGCUCAAGCACAGGGACCCUCGAUAUCAUAUCACGGUGAUAACAAUCUGAGCCCUCGCAUUGCGUCGACUCAUCAAUGGACACUGCGAGGUUGUAAAGUGUCCAAUGUACUGCUAUAGUGUCGUUGUGAUUAGGGGCGGUGGGGUAGCCUUGUGGUUAAAGCGUUCGCUUGUCGGGAAUAUUCGGGUUCGAUUCCCCUCAAGGGUACAAUGUGUGAAGCCCAUUUCUGGUGUCCCCGCCGUGAUAUUGCUGGAAUAUUGCUAAGAGCAGUGUAAAACCAUACUCACUCACUGUGAUUGUUAUCUUGGCUCAAAAUUAAACCGGACCAAUGGCUACAAUUACCUGCAACCAUUACACUGCAAUGCUAAAAAAUGUUAUAGCUGUUUCCUUAAAGUCAAGAGUUUUUUUAUGUUUCUAAAAAAUAAUGUACCUCGGUUAACUUUCAUUGAUUUUUGAAACAAGGCCUUCUUCUAUGGCCCAAAUGUUGUGACAAAGGGGUGUCUACCUGGCUGGUGGGUGUUACACCUUUCAGUUCCCAUUGUGUAUACAUGAAUUAUAUAUUCCGUGUUCAAAUACCGGGACAAACACAUUUCUAACGGAAAAUUCUGAUGGAUAGUCCAUUUUCCGGAGAGGUAAUACAGACAAUAUUCUCUACUGUGAUUCCGUUUUGUACUUUCUUAUGGGAGGCGAAUAUUCCCUCCAGCUAUGCAUGAGCGGCUUUACCCAGUGGGUAUUACUGAGUUCUCUUUGUAGUCAAUCCUAUCUUGCGCCGGUGGCGGUGUAACAGUGGAUGACGAAGGUAUCACAGUGAAUGGUGCAGAUGUAGGAGGGUGAUGUAUGUCCAGAUCAUAUCUAUACAUAUUGUUUCUCAAUUAUUGCUGAACCGUUUGUUGUGGGAGGAUUCAAUGAAGCAUUACUUCUAAUUGAGACGGGUGCCAAAGCUGUCUAUGUGGAUAUUUCUAGGUAUUUUUAAUUACUUGCUUGAAGGAUCCCCUCAUCCCACAUUUCAUAAAUGUUGACUGAAAUUAAAAUGGUUGGUUAACUUAAUUUCCUCUGUAUGCAUAUUGCAAUUAUACGAUAUCGGUAAACCAGAAUUGGAAAUACAAUUGCGAUUUGACUUCUUGAACUAUACCAUAAAAAAUAAUUGUGACUUUUUUUCUAUUUCUUCCUUUUGUUUUAAUUCCAGCCUGGUGUAAUUACACUUAAAGACUAAGGACACAUUAAUACAUAUACUAUUUUCAAUUUAAUUUAUAUUAUUAAUUUGACCAACAACCCGCAGGCCUUUGAGUAACAACUCUAAACCAAGUAAUAAAAUAAUCUUGAAUGUGUGGAGCACUAUUUGUAGUCAAAUGAUCAGUUAUCAAAUUGGAAUAGUUGCAAGUACGUUAUUACAUCAAUCUCAUUAAAAUCAGAUCGCUAAACGAAGCGGCAGCCAGAACUUAGAUCUGAUUUUAAGGAGAUUGGUUAAUACAUCUGUGGUGUGUUUCCAACCCAUAUAUCAAUCUAGAAAGUGUUUAUUAAAAGUGCUGAACGGUG
Haliotis rufescens (red abalone) is the source of this 4201-nucleotide messenger RNA. Its product is annotated as putative amine oxidase [copper-containing]. The transcript is spliced from 4 exons. Gene Ontology annotation, biological process: amine metabolic process. Gene Ontology annotation, molecular function: quinone binding; primary methylamine oxidase activity; copper ion binding. The coding region runs from base 97 to 2535 and encodes 812 amino acids. The record is from RefSeq and is a predicted model, not a curated record. NCBI's taxonomy places the organism in Eukaryota, Metazoa, Mollusca, Gastropoda, Lepetellida, Haliotidae. Gene Ontology annotation, cellular component: plasma membrane.